Messenger RNA from Castor canadensis (American beaver), 556 nucleotides. The record is from RefSeq and is a predicted model, not a curated record. Lineage: Eukaryota; Metazoa; Chordata; Mammalia; Rodentia; Castoridae.
AAUAGUUUAGCUAAAGAAAGCAUUUUUUUCUUAUUUUUGUAGGUAAAAAGAUGGCUUAUCAGAAGGUCAAUGCAGAUCAAAGGGCUUCAGGACACUCACAGUACUUAGACAAUGAUGACCUUCAAGCUACUGCACUUGACUUAGAGUGGGACAUGGAGAAGGAACUGGAGGAGCCUGGUUUUGACCAAUUCCAGGUAGAUAGUGCUGAGAAUCAGAACCUGGAGCACUCAGAAACUUCGGACCUCAAUCUUGAUUCCAUUCAACCAGCAACUUCACCCAAAGGAAGGUUCCAGAGACUUCAAGAAGAGUCUGACUACAUUGCCCACUAUACUAGAUCUGCACCAAAGAGCAACCGUUGCAACUUUUGCCACCUUUUAAAAUUACUUUGCACAGCUACCAUUUUAUUUAUUUUUGGAAUUUUGAUAGGUUAUUAUUCACAUACAAGUUGCCCUUCUGAUGCCAUAUCUUCAGGAAUGAAUGAUCCUCAGUUAUACCAAGAGAUACUGAAGACAAUUCAAGCAGAAGAUAUUAAGAAGUCUUUCAGGUAGGUGUAAUA